Molecule: messenger RNA, 4348 nt
Organism: Aspergillus brunneoviolaceus CBS 621.78
Lineage: Eukaryota; Fungi; Ascomycota; Eurotiomycetes; Eurotiales; Aspergillaceae
Product: cleavage/polyadenylation factor CFT1
Exons: 9
Coding region: 182-4348 (1388 amino acids)
Cellular component (GO): mRNA cleavage and polyadenylation specificity factor complex; nucleus
Molecular function (GO): protein binding; nucleic acid binding
Source: RefSeq, a predicted model, not a curated record
CUCACGCCAGUUUUCAUUGUAUGCCCUUUGUUGUGCCACAGACCUGUUCUUCGCCCCUUAACCUGCCUCGCCUUUGAUAUCAGGCAAUGUUGAGGAAACGGCAAGGCAGUUAAAGCAGCCGGGUGGCUGGCCAGACCAUUUAUACUAAAAAGACGACCGCAGAUCUCGCUCAACAUUGCAGAUGCAGUGCUAUUCCGAAUUGCUGGCCCCCACUGGGGUCACUCAUGCAUUGGCACUACCUUUCCUGACUGAAUCAUCUACCAAUCUCGUUGUCGUGAAGACCUCUUUACUCCAAAUCUUUUCUUUGCAAAGGAACCCUUGUGGUCUACAACGAGUGGAUGGGCAGCUCAGUGAACAAACAACGAAACUGGUCCUGGAGAAGGAGUACCCCUUAGCUGGCACAGCAACCAACCUGUGCCGGGUCAAAACUUUGAAUUCAAGAAGCGGGGGAGAGGCCAUUCUCAUCUCGUUUCGCAAUGCCAAACUCAGCUUGAUUGAAUGGGAUCCGGAACGCCGUGGUAUCUCAACAAUCUCGAUUCAUUAUUAUGAGCGGGAUGACUUGACCCGUAGUCCCUGGGUCCCUGACUUGAGCAGUUGUGGCAGCAUUCUUAGUGUGGACCCAAGCAGUAGAUGUGCGAUAUUCAACUUCGGGAUCCGGAAUUUCGCCAUCAUUCCUUUUCAUCAGCCAGGGGAUGACUUGGUGAUGGAUGAUUAUGACUCAGACUUAGAAGGACAGAAUGCAGGAAGCCACAGCUCUGGGGAUAACGAUCGUGAAAAGGCCAAUCCGGCCACAAUAUAUCAAACCCCGUAUGCUCCAUCCUUCGUCUUACCAUUGAGUGCACUGGACCCAACAAUUCUGCACCCAAUAAGUUUCGCAUUUCUAUAUGAAUAUAGGGAACCGACUUUUGGAAUACUGUACUCGCAGGUUGCGACGUCUAGCGCACUCCUACAAGAAAGAAAAGACAUUGUCUUCUAUUCCGUGUUUACUCUCGAUCUGGAACAGCGAGCAUCCACCACCCUGCUUUCAGUAUCUAGGUUGCCCAGCGAUCUCUUUAAAGUGGUAGCACUCCCACCUCCUGUUGGCGGCGCUUUGUUGAUUGGGUCCAAUGAGCUGGUGCAUGUUGAUCAGGCCGGUAAGACCAACGCGGUCGGAGUCAACGAGUUUUCCAGACUGGUCUCGGCAUUUUCUAUGUCGGAUCACUCAGACCUGGCUCUGCGUCUAGAAAACUGCGUUCUUGAGACUUUGGACGACGGCAGUGGUGAUUUGCUGCUGGUGUUAUCGACAGGAGACUUCGCGAUUGUGAAAUUUAGGCUCGAUGGCAGGUCAGUCUCUGGAAUUUCAGUACACCCCUUAUCCAGUCACGCCGGGGUUGAUUCUAUGAAAUCAGCUGCUUCCUCCUCAGCGUCUAUUGGCGAAAGUAGGGUUUUCUUAGGCAGCGAAGGUUCGGACUCUAUCCUUUUAGGUUACUCCUUCGCAUCCUCGAGCUCGAAAAAGCUUCGGCCAUUGUCGAAAGCUAUGGAUGAUUCUGUGGACAUGGACGAUGACCAGAAUGAAAACGAUGUUUACGAAGACGAUUUAUAUGCCACAUCACCAGAUUUGGCUCCGACUGGUGGUUCCACAAAGCUUGAACAUACUUCUGGUAUACGUUACUUUCGCGUCCUCGACAGACUCAUCAACAUCGCCCCUGUGAGGGACAUUGUCCUAGGCAGGCGCUCCGUGGUUGCGGAAAUGGAAUAUAAUCAUUCCGAACAUGAAUCUGCUAGGUUGGAACUAGUGGCAGCUCAGGGCUCUGAUAGUGGCGGUGGUUUGAUAGCACUGAGUCGCGAACUUGAUCCUGAUGUGAUACACUCCGUUGAAGUUGAGGCUGCGGAAUGUCUCUGGACAGCUUUUGUAAUUAAAGGCACAAAGGCGGCAACCGGCAUUUCGGACGACUGUCGAUCUCAAUCACGCCAUUUUGUCAUCGCUUCUCGCACGAAAAGCGUCGAUAAAGAAGAGUCUCUUGUUUACUUGGAAGAUUCCGGUGUCUUGAAACCCUUCAAAGCCACUGAGUUCAAUCCAAAUGAAGAUGUGACCAUUGAAAUCAACACCUUGAUGGGUAACAAGCGGGUAGUUCAAGUUCUGAAAAAUGAAGUUCGAACUUACGAUAGCGAUUUGGGUUUAACCCAAAUAUAUCCCAUCUGGGAUGAUGACACCAAUGAUGAACGGAUGGCUAUUAGUGCCAGCUUUGCAGACCCCUGCCUUGCAAUUCUUCGGGAUGACUCAACCUUAUUGUUUCUUCAAUCCGACGAAAGUGGGGAUCUUGACGAAGUCGUCCUACAUGAGCAAUUCGCAGUAAAAAAAUGGAUCUCCUGUAGUCUGUACUACGAUAAGACUGGCACAUUCUCUGCUGUCGACUCAGCUUUCAAAGAACCGGGCGUUCUCUAUUUAUUCCUCCUGGACCAGGAUUACAAACUCUAUAUGUACCGCCUUCCCGAUCAAAUCCUGGUGACUAUUAUUGAGGGAGUUGCCGGGCUGCCACCAAUCUUGUCCUCCGAAGCCCCAAAGCGAUCUGGGGCACGAGAGUCAUUGACCGAGGCUAUUGUUACCGACCUUGGGGAUUCCUCUAGCGCCUCGCCAUACUUGAUUUUGCGGUGCCAGAACGACGGCAUUAACAUAUAUAAACCAUUUUUCGUCUCCACGGGUGCCGGAGAUGGAAAACCCAGCCUGCGAUUCUCGAAGGAGGUCAACACAGUUCUUCCGAAGGUACCUUCUCGUGGGGGCGUAGAAUCGGCUGACAAAGGUCAAUGUAAAGCCCAACCAUUGCGUAUCCUUCCCGACUUGUUCGGGCUUGCCACCGUCUUCAUGCCCGGGGCUUCGGCUGGUUUCAUCGUGCGGACAUCUACCAGCUCGCCGCAUUUUGUACGCUUACGAGGGGAUUAUCCACGAAGCGUGAGCAUUCUUAACCCUCUGGCGUCGAUUAGCCGUUUCGCCUAUCUAGAAUUGAAUGGCACCAUUCGUCUGUGUCAAUUGCCCCGUGGCAUGCUGUUUGAUCACAAAUGGCCUUUGCGGAAGGUACCAUUGGGUGAACAAGUUGAUCACUUAGCCUACUCGUCCUCGUCAGGAAUUUAUGUACUGGGGACUUGCCAAAAGACAGAUUUCAAACUGCCCGAAGACGACGAACUGCAUCCCGAGUGGCGCACCGAAGUUGUUUCAUUCCUGCCUGAAGCGCAUAGAAGCUCUCUGAAAAUAGUUAGCCCGAAGACAUGGUCUAUUCUUGACAGUUAUUCUUUGGAUGCUAGUGAGUAUGUGAUGGCCAUGAAAAAUAUCAGUCUCGAAAUUUCGGAAAACACCCGAGAACGCAGAGAGAUGAUAGUUGUCGGGACGGCGAUUGCGCGCGGUGAAGAUAUACCCUCGCGAGGUUGCAUAUAUGUCUUCGAGGUGAUCAAGGUGGUUCCGGACCCCGAUAAUCCCUCAUUGGACCGCAAAUUGAAACUCAUCGGCAAAGAAUUGGUAAAGGGUGCUGUAACUGCACUGUCUGAAAUUGGCGGUCAGGGUUUCAUUAUUGUCUCCCAAGGGCAGAAAUGCAUGGUCAGAGGUCUCAAAGAGGACGGCAGCCUUCUUCCAGUGGCAUUUAUGGAUAUGCAAUGCUAUGUCAGUGUUGUGAAAGAGCUGAAAGGCACUGGCAUGUGCAUUCUGGGAGACGCCACGAGAGGGCUGUGGUUCGCUGGCUAUUCGGAGGAGCCGUAUAAGUUAAGUCUGUUCGCCAAAGACCUGGACUAUUUGGAGGUGGUAGCCGCAGACUUCCUUCCUGAUGGCAGAAGGCUGUUCCUCGUCGUGGCUGAUAGCGACUGCAACAUUCACAUAUUACAAUAUGACCCCGAAGCAGACCCCAAGUCCUCCAAUGGGGACAGACUACUCAGUCGUAGUAAAUUCCAUACGGGCAACUUUGCCUCUACGCUAACACUGCUUCCACGUACGAUGGUUUCGUCAGAAUCGCUACUUUCUCAACAGGAUGACAUGGACCUGGAUCGCCAAGCACCGCUCUACCAGUCUCUCAUGACCUCACAAAACGGAUCUAUCGGCCUCAUAACUUGCAUUCCAGAAGAGGCAUACCGUCGACUGUCCGCUCUGCAGUCCCAAUUGACUAACAUUCUUGAGCAUCCUUGCGGAUUGAACCCUCGCGCUUUCCGCGCCGUUGAGAGUGACGGUACUGCGGGAAGGGGGAUGCUGGACGGCACUUUGUUAAACCAAUGGCUCAAUCUCAGUACACAGCGCAAAACGGAGAUAGCAAGCCGCGUUGGGGCAAACGAAUGGGAGAUCAAGGCGGAUUUGGAAAGCAUAGGGGGCGAUGGACUUGGAUAUCUCUGA